UUCCCUUUAUAGAUUCAGAGAUUUGAGCUGCAUAAUCAACCCUGUGUUAGUUUCUUGCUUCAUAAAUUUCCAAAGUUCAUAAAUUUUUCAAUUUUCCGGUAAUCUGUUUUGUAGAAAGCUGCAAUGAAGAUCAACCUCAUUUUUUUUCCGGUGGUUUUGCUUUUCCAUUUUGAUGCAAAAGGAGCAAUACAGGAAGCCAAAUCAUGGGAUGAAUUUGAAUCCAUUAUGAAGAAAGGUGGCUAUUUUUGUUUGGUUCUACUCGACUAUCCUACAAAAGAAGAUAGUAUAAUUAUUGUGGACCAAGCCUGCAUUAGAUACCCAAAAGUCAAAUGCUACUAUGGAAUGGCAGAUCCAAAAGCUCCACCAACUUCUUUCAAUGCACAUUACCAUAGCGUAGGCAUUCCUGCAUUAUAUUACUACAAAGAUGGUAAACUGAUAAAAACCAUCGACCACCCAAGCGAUGUCGAUACAACUAGAGACGAAAUUGAAGCAGGACUCGCAUCGUUGAUGUAAUAUUCCACAUGCGCUACACUGUAUCAUUGAAAACAAUAAUAUGAUUAUUCAAAAUUCCAGUAUGUGAGAGUUGUUUGUUUGUAAUACUAUAUAUUUCUUCUAUGAAACUUCUGGUUUCAAACUUAAUCAUCAAUAAAUUAUUAUUGCUUCAAUAUUCGAUCGAGAACCUACUUAGUAACUUACCCAUUUUGUUCUAGAAAAAUGUAUGAAGUUAGCAGAAUCUUAUUGACAGGUAGUUUCCGUAGGGAAAAUAUUUUGAUAAAAUUUACAACAUAUUUCGUUCUUCGAAUUACAAAUAGUUUGCUCAAUAAAUGAUAAAUUUAUUAGGUGAUAAAAUGUUGUUGUUUAUCAAGCUACCAUGAUUCUUUUAGGGCCGGUUUACGAGCUCGGGAUUCAGCUAAGUUCCAGGCUUCAAACAGCUGGAGUCAGAAAAUUGGCUUUUCGAAACGGGGCGUAGUCAUAGUCCACGUUUAAAUUAAAUUUCAAAAAACUAGAAAAUUUAACACAAAAUAUAAUAGACUAAAGAGAAAAUAGUGUGAAGUUUCAGCUAUUUUGAUUUUUUUAGAAAUAUUUCGUCCAGGAAAAACGUUUCCAAUAAUAGAAAUGAGAAAAUGAAGACUAUCAUAAAAACUUCGAAAAGCCAAUUUUCUGACUCCAGCUGUUUAAAGUUCAGAACUCAGCUAAAUCCUGAGCUCGGAACCGGCCCUUAUUGUCACCGCAAUGAAAUUGCUUACUCACUAAAUGAAAAUUUUCUCACCAAAGUCCAACUGAGGAAAUUGUUAUUCUAAUAUCACAUUCUUUUCUCCUGAAAAAUCUUAAACCCAAACACAAAAAUCAACCAAUGAAAUAAGUACUUAAAUCCUACUCAUGUCACAAUAGUAUAUACCUACAUUUCCAAGAUCUGAAUAGCACAAUAGUAACCAGCAGUUUUCAUUGCUGCAGCAAAAGAAUAUGUAAACAAUUAUUGCAAUAAAAAAAUAAUCUAUGGAUGAUUAAGUUUGAAACAAGAGGUAAAAGAUUGCUGUACUCUGGAUCACAUUGGGCUUUGUUCAAAAUAAUUUACUUUUUACUGUGUGGAGUGUUGAUUGAAUAAAUAAUGUUUUAUCCAAGUA
Messenger RNA from Nilaparvata lugens (brown planthopper), 1625 nucleotides. RefSeq lists its product as uncharacterized. The transcript has 5 exons. Bases 124 to 513 code for a protein of 129 amino acids. The record is from RefSeq and is a predicted model, not a curated record. Lineage: Eukaryota; Metazoa; Arthropoda; Insecta; Hemiptera; Delphacidae.